Cinara cedri is the source of this 1020-nucleotide messenger RNA. The record is from the annotation of a GenBank genome assembly. NCBI's taxonomy places the organism in Eukaryota, Metazoa, Arthropoda, Insecta, Hemiptera, Aphididae.
AUGAGCGAAACCGACAAGCUGAACGUGGACAACAUCAUAACGAGACUGUUGAAAGCGCGGCCCGGCGGCGGGCCCGUGCAGCUCUCCGAAACCGAGAUCAAGGGGCUGUGCCUGAUGUCCCGGAACCUGUUCAUGUCGCAGCCCAUGCUGCUGGAGCUCCAGGCCCCGUUGAAAAUAUGCGGCGACAUCCACGGCCAGUACUACGACCUGCUGCGCCUGUUCGAGUACGGCGGCUAUCCGCCCGAGUCCAACUACCUGUUCCUGGGCGAUUACGUGGACCGCGGCAAACAGUCCCUGGAAACGAUAUGCCUGCUGUUGGCGUACAAAAUCAAAUUCCCCGAGAAUUUCUUCCUGUUGCGCGGCAAUCACGAGUGCGCGCGCAUCAACCGGAUAUACGGGUUUUACGACGAGUGCAAGCGCCGGCACAGCAUCCGGCUGUGGAAAAUAUUCACCGGCUGUUUCAACUGUUUGCCCGUGGCCGCGAUCAUCGACGGGAAGAUUUUCUGUUGCCACGGCGGUCUCAGCCCCGACCUGCAGCUGAUGGACCAGAUCAGGCGGAUCGUGCGGCCCACCGACCUGCCCGACCAGGGGCUGCUGUGCGAUCUGCUGUGGUCCGACCCCGACAAAGACACGGAGGUGUGGGGCGAGAGCAACCGGGGCGUGUCGUUUACGUUCGGGGCCACGGUCGUCAACAAAUUCUUGCGCAAACACAAAUUCGAUCUGAUCUGCAGGGCGCACCAGGUCGUGCAGGACGGUUACGAGUUUUUCGCCAAGCGCAAACUGGUCACGUUGUUUUCGGCGCCCAACUACUGCGGCGAAUUUGACAACGCCGGCGCGUUGAUGUCCGUCGACGAAAAUCUGGUGUGUUCGUUCCGGAUUCUGGAGCCGUCCGCAAAACGGACGGACGGUCGUCGCGGACACGGACACGAUUUGAUAUCCGGCCGACCGCCGACGCCGAGCCGUCCCGACGGUCACCCGAGCCAGAGAUCGAAAAAUCUAAAAUCGUUCUACAAUAAUUAA